CUCUGUCGUUCUUUACUUUUCACUCAAAACAGAAAACACGCCAAGACAGAGACAGAACAGAACACUACGUCCAAAUUCCUUCUGGACUCCGGACACAUGGCACCGACUGACCACCCUCCUCGUCCACGCAGAAAAAGAAGGCUCCAGCCAACAACCGCUGAGCAGACCCAUCGUCGCCAUCCCCCCGCGCGCGCGGACCACCACGAGACGGACGGACGUUCAUAGACCGGCACCCGUCCGUGCGCCUACGCAGGCAGAGACGCCCACGUGCCGCCGCAGAGUUAAAACCAAAACUGCUUCCCCGAUACGAAAGCCAAGAUCCUAACCGACUGCCUCGUACCGAUAACCGCGUCACGCCACGCGGCGCUCUCAGUCCAGGGAACUCGCCAACGGCCGGAGCCCCGAUCGACUGACUGCGUCGCAUGGAGCGGAGGCGCCCGCAGAUCGCGCCGUCGCCGCCGGUGUCGCGGCGGAAGGCGGCGGCGGCGGCGAGCCAGGAGUGGCUGGUGGUGCCGGCGGCGGGGGAGCAGCGCGCGGGGGAGUUCGGGAGGCACCGGAUCAUGGAGAUGACGGGGCUCCCGGCCCGCGACCUCCGCAUGCUCGACCCGCUCCUCUCCUACCCGUCCACCAUCCUCGGCCGCGACCGCGCCAUCGUCGUCAACCUCGAGCACGUCAGGGCCAUCGUCACCGCCGCCGAGGUGCUCGUCCGCGACCCCAGCAACCCGCGCCUCCGCCCCUUCCUCCAAGAACUCCACGCCCGCCUCGCGCUCCCGGAUGCGGUUACCACGAAUCCGGCAACCGACGGCGGCGACGAUCAGGGCAACGUGCCAAUCUCCGGUAGUGCCAAGAUCCCGCCCUUCGAGUUCAAGGUGCUCGAGGUCUGCCUCGAACACACAUCCAAGUGCAUGGAAACCGAGACGUCGGUCCUCGAGAGUGAGGCGUAUCCGGCCUUGGACGAGCUGACCACCAAGGUUAGCACGAGCAACCUGGAUGACGUCAGGCAGAUCAAGAACCGCCUGGUCCAGCUAUCAGGCCGCGUGCAGAAGGUGAGGGAUGAUAUCGAGCACUUGCUAGACGACGACACGGAUAUGUGCGAGAUGUAUCUGACGAGGAAGCUUGCGUUUCAAGGAGUCAACAACGAGUCGUCCGUUAAUGUGGAUUCCAACAAGCAUGCAUUCCCUGAUCAUGAUCAUGAUCAUGAGAAGGAGGAAGAAGACCGUGGCGGUGAUACGGCGAGCUCCCACGGAAGUUCUGCUUGUGUUAAGCAUGUUGAAGAGUUGGAAAUGCUUCUUGAAGCUUACUUCGUGGAGUUCGAUGGCACGCUGAACAAGUUAUGCCAUCUCCGCGACUAUGUGGACAAUACUGAAAACUACAUCAACCUGAUGUUGGACAAGAAGCAGAACCAGCUGCUGCAGAUGGGCGUCAUGCUCACCACGGCGACCGUGGUGGUCACCGCGGGCAUCGUCGUCGUGAGCUUGUUUGGCAUGAACAUCCAUAUCGAGCUGAUGGCGGAUCCGGAGACCCCCGAGAUGGCGAGGAUCAAGAACAUGAAGUUCUGGGAGACCACCUGGGGCACCGUCGCCGGUUGCGCCGCCAUAUACCUCCUGGCCAUCUAUGCAGGGAAGAAGAGCAAAUAUUUGCAGUGAUGGUGCUUCAUUCUCGGUUCCGCGCCGGACGGAGGAAGCAUCGGAGCGCAAGUUCUGCAGUCCAGGGCACGUUUUCGCCGUCACAAAAGGGUUUCCCUGCCCUGAGAAUAUGAUACGAUAGCUUUCUUCCCUGCCCUGAGAAUAUGAUACUAUAGCUUUCUUUCUGUUUGGUAUUGUCUGUGAGAUGCAGUAGUAGCUGAUGCGUUGGUUUGGGUAGGAAUAAUUGAAUCGUGGCUAUAAGAUCUGCCUUGUCGUAUCAUGAUUUACAGUUUCGUAGUUUUGAAGUGUUAUUUUGAGCCAUAUUGAUUCCAAGGUUCCAACA
Triticum aestivum (bread wheat) is the source of this 1968-nucleotide messenger RNA. Its product is annotated as magnesium transporter MRS2-E. The transcript has 6 exons. The coding region runs from base 423 to 1646 and encodes 407 amino acids. Gene Ontology annotation, biological process: magnesium ion transport. NCBI's taxonomy places the organism in Eukaryota, Viridiplantae, Streptophyta, Magnoliopsida, Poales, Poaceae. The record is from RefSeq and is a predicted model, not a curated record. Gene Ontology annotation, molecular function: magnesium ion transmembrane transporter activity.